This is a messenger RNA of Aspergillus bombycis, 1014 nucleotides long. RefSeq names its product putative serine/threonine protein kinase. Gene Ontology annotation, biological process: intracellular signal transduction; protein phosphorylation; intracellular monoatomic cation homeostasis. The record is from RefSeq and is a predicted model, not a curated record. Gene Ontology annotation, molecular function: protein serine/threonine kinase activity; ATP binding. NCBI's taxonomy places the organism in Eukaryota, Fungi, Ascomycota, Eurotiomycetes, Eurotiales, Aspergillaceae. The transcript has 2 exons. Bases 1 to 1014 code for a protein of 337 amino acids.
AUGGCACAACUCAGCAUCCAAGACAAAGUGGAAAAGCGACGCUGCUCAAGCAGCUCCACCAAAACCCGGUCACCGUCACCCGCGAAGACGGAAAAAUACAUAAUUCAAAAGCUCCACAAGGAGUUUCAGUCGACAAAUGACACCAUCGGCAAUGGUAACUUCGCCAAAGUCAAGAUCGUGCAUAGGAAAGAGCAGGGCACGCUGGUGAAGUAUGCGGCCAAGUUCCUCAACAGGGAGGAAGGAGAGCUCGACUUGUUAUAUGCGGACCGGGCUCGCAGGGAGUUCAACAUCGCCAGGGGCCUCCAUCAUCCGAAUAUCAUCGAGGUUAUCAGCCUCUGCAAAUACAAGCGUCGCCUGGCUUUUGUUAUGGAGUACUGUCCCCAUGGCGAUCUGUGUGACUUGAUCCAAGGGAACACUCUUCGCCAUGGGGACAAAAAGUGCCUCCUUAAACAAAUGCUCAGGGGUGUUGCACACAUGCAUAGCCAUGGUAUCGCACACCACGAUAUUAAACCGGAGAACAUGGUCCUGGCCGAUGAUAACGUCCUCAAGAUUAUCGACUUUGGGCUCUCCGAGGUCUUUGCUGACUUCCUCCCUCCCAACAGCCAAGGGGAGAGGGAACUUGGCCCGGUCCGCAGCUUCCCUACUCGUCUCCGCGGCACACCUGCCUACUUUCCACCAGAGGUACUUGACUGCAGCGACUACUACGACGCCCGAGCCCUCGAUGUGUGGAGCUGCGCCAUAACCGCCUUCGCACUCUUCGUCGGCAGAUUACCCUGGGAACUAGCCAACGACGAUGACGAAGUCUACCAAGUCUUCCAAGGAAGCUGGCAGUACCUCCUCGAAGAAUACCCCGAAGUACCUGUAACGGCAGACAACUUCCCACUUACACCUUUCGCCGCUGUAUUUCGGGAGAAGGAGCUUGCGACCCUGCUUCUCCGGAUGCUGCACCCGUUUCCGGAAAGGCGAAUGACGAUUUUCGAAGCGUUGGAGGAUCCCUGGGUUCAGGCUAUUUAG